AUUCUGCGGACCGUUUGCAUCAGCGCGUUGCCAUACCACUUCUCUGUGUGGUUGCUGUGUUGUGGUGGUGAAGUAAACGCUCAACGUCAGAGGACUCGGCAGCAAGGUUUUGCUAAUUGACAAACGACGAUAACUGAUUGGAGCAACACAGCGCAGCCGAGGCAAGAUCCAGCAGCCGUUGGGCGGUUGUUGUCCAGCCGCGGCCGGUGGAUGAUGAGCAGUUUCGGUGGCUUGCAGAGCGGAGGCGCCUAUCAUCAGUACCAGGAGAUCGAGGUUGCCGACGACGGUAGCUUGUUGGCGGUCGUGAAGCAGGAGCAAGACUCGUUCAUCCCUUCACCACCGCACAACCAAUUUCCACAACAGCAACAGCAGCACCACUCAAUGAUGGACGCACUGAGCAGCAACCCGAUGCUGACGACGGCCUCGAUGCCGAUUCCUUCGCGCAACAACUUGAACCACCAGCGCAUGAUGAUGGGUGGUGGCGGCGGCGGAGGCGGUGGUGGAGGUGGGGGCAUUGGUGGCCCCGGUGGCUCGGAUCUGGAUUUCGCCGUCGACAUGGAAACGUUCCGUCAGGUUGGCCAGUUACUGCACGAGGUUGGUGUUGGUGGUGGCGGUGGCGGCGGCGGUGGUCCCGGCGGGUCCAUCGCGAACAACGCGGGCGGUGUCGGAGGGAUCGUGGGCAGUUUUGCGACUGUACUGCCGACACAGAUAGAUAACAUCUUCACCAUGCAGAGUGGGUGGGAAAACACCAUCCUUACGUCCGAGGGCAUCGACAUCGGGACGAUCACGGUGCCGAUGAUGGACUCGUGGAACGUGUCGAACGGAAACGAUGGGUCGCUGGGGCAAAUAAUUUCGCCCUCGUCGACGACGUCUUCUUCGGUAACACAGAUCACGGAUGGCCAACAGCAGUUUCUGGCUUCGGUCACUCAAGGAGUGGGAGGGCUGCCGGCCUCAGGUCUGGGCGGUGGCCAGCAGAUGAUGGAAGAGUUCGAGAUCUAUCCGCUCGACGACUUUGGCGAUGGGUUUAUGUGCAAUGACCUCAACACGAUCGACGGUCUGUUCCACGAUGAUAUUACGCUGCUCGGGCAGCCGCUCAGUCAGCAGUCGCCCAAUCUGAGCGGAGACAGCGGCAGCGGCAGUGCCAUCAUCCUUUCGCCCAGCCUUCCCCAGCAGAUCCUUGGCCGCUCCGGAGGUGGGUUGAAUCUGCUGGCCGAUAAUUCGCUCGGGGGGAGUAGCGCCAACAGCAACAGCUUGUCCGGAUUCAGCUCGGCCAUGCAGCUUUCGAACGAUCCGAUGGUAACGGCCAGCAGCUUCAAUGCGAUCAACGUGAGCAACAAUCUGCUGGCGUACGACGAGCAGACGCGCAGCUCGACCUCACCGUUCGAUCUCUACACGAAGCAUGAACCGCACAGUGCCGUCCAGUCGCCGCUCGCGUUCUCGCCGAGUAGCCACGGAUCGAGCCCUUCGAUCACCGAUGGCGGUGGCCUGCUGAUGAUGGGUGGCGGCGCCGGUGGGACUCUGCAGGCGGCAGGCGCACAGCAACUGCUCCAGCAGCAGCUGCAGAGUACGCUCAACAAUAACCAUGUGUACGGCAGCUGCGGCAGCAGUGGUCGUCGUAGUGGCGACGGUAGCGGCGGUGGCCCCAGCCCGACCAUCAGCGCCGGCAAGCUGAUCAAGAACAGCACCACCAACAACAACAGUGAGUCAGCAAAGAACCAAAACAUUAGUGGCAGCGUCGGAAGCAUGGAACCACAGCAGAUGCCCCAGCGGGCGGCCCGGCGCGGUAUCAACUUCAGUCGGAACAGUGGCAACGUCGGCCAGGUGCAGCAUAAUCCGAAGUACUCCACGCUGCAGCAGCUGCUGAUGAGCAACACGCCGGAGUUGCGCAGCGGUGGAUUUCUGGGCCAGUCCGUGCCGAGCUCGUCGUCCGGGAUGCUCAGCCCCGGCAGUUACUCGGGCCGCCGUUUGCUGCAGGCAGCGGCUGGUGGGUCCACCGCUAGCAGCUCGGUUGGUGGCGGUGGUGUUUCGGUUGGGUCAAGUGCCGGCACUUCCGGGCUUGGGGCCACUAGCGGUGGCACGGUGAUAUCGCGCCUUUCUUCGUCCGCCCCGACACACAUCUCGGGCUUCGAGCAGAUCUGGCAACGGCGUGAACCACGGCCCCACCUGCUGUCGACGGGCAGUCUUGCUGAGGCCGGCUCGACGUCUUCCCUCAGCACCGGAGGUAUCCUCAGCCCGGAAGGUCCGGACUACUCACACGACGAGGGCUACUCUGACGAUAGCGACCAUUACGAAGAUUAUUCCAGCUGCGAAGAUUCCGACAGCGAGGACACAGGGCGCGUUUCGAGCAGCGUUGGCAGUGGCAGCAAGGCGAAGCGUUACUUCUGGCAGUACAACGUGCAGGCCAAGGGACCGAAGGGGCAGCGGCUGGUGAUCAAAACGCAAGCCGAGGAUCCACACGUACUGAACGCGGUCACCGAUCCGGUCUUCAGCCCACAUUGCUCCGUGCGUGGCAUCAAGAAUCUACGCUUACAGCAUAGCGGCAAGGCGCGGAAGGGCGACGGUAACGAUCUGACACCGAAUCCGCGUAAACUGCACAACAUUGGCAAGGAGCUGGACAAGCUGGGCCGCGUCAUCAACGACAUGAAGCCGGUGAGCGAGCUGCCGUUUAAUGCGCGCCCAAAGACACGCAAAGAAAAGAACAAGCUGGCGUCCCGAGCCUGUCGGUUGAAGAAGAAGGCGCAGCACGAGGCGAACAAAAUCAAGCUGUACGGGCUGGAAACGGAACACAAACGCCUGAUGAAUGGUAUCUUUCAAUUGAAGCAAGUUUUGGUGGGCAAGUACAACAAAACGAUCACGAUCGACGAUGCGGAAGAGUAUAAACAGCAGCUGGAUGGAUUGGUGCAAACCUCAUCGAAAAUCAAGAUUGCCGGCAACUCGACCGAGUUCGUGAACAAAAUGCUCGAAAAUAUUCGGGCCGGCAACAACAUUAACAUCGACACGGUUCUGGAAACCUUCUAAGCGAACACAACUGUGACGACAAAAGCGUUGCAUAAGCGUGGGGAGCGGUGAGAAUGGUUCGAAGCUAACCGGCAAGAAGGAUGUGUAAGAGUGGGGAGCGCCUUGGUCACAAGACGCUCUCGUAUGAAUCAAAAUGAGACUGUAAGAAUGUGUAAGGAUGCAGCGAUGGAUUUGCCACGUGAACCGCAACAUGCAAACGCAAAUACUAUAUGACGCACGGUCAUAACAUGAAGCAUUACAAUACACAACACAGCACAGUGGGUUUCGGUUCAACAUUGACGAAAAGUUUGAAAUUCAACGUAUCACGAUAAGAACACGGGACGAGCGAAAGGAAGCGAAACAGCUUACAAUUUUUAAUAUUAUAAGAUAAUUAGUAUCGGCGAGAAGAGUGAGAAUGCCACCAGAGAGGCGCCGCAGAAAGGAGCAAGUGAAGCGGAAUGACGGGCUUCGUCUCGAGGCGGUAUUUGGGUGGUUUUUGAUAUUCGAUGUAAUGGAUGUGCGCAAAACUUGCGACAAAGAAAGAUAUACGUAUAUUAGUACCGUAGGAUAUCCCAUAUUUGAAUUUCAUGUACCGCUUAGUACUACACUCUCCUACUCAGGCACCUUUUUGUAUGUGCAAAUACGAUGGUAAAAUCAAACGUUUACCAAACUACCUUCUCCUAUAGUGUAGUCUUUGUGUUUUCCAUUGUCACAAUCUCUGUCUAAUCAAGCGUUGAAAAUACUUGUACAUAAUCGGAUCAACUCCAAUCCAGGUUGCCUACCAUAGCAGGUAGCACACACUUUCGCACGCUUUUCCAACCGUAUACUUGCACCCUCAAACAACCUCUUUUCAAAACAAACAAACAAACAAACAAAAGCUACACACGGCGCCGCUGUGUGUGGUGAUUGGUGAUCGGUAUAACCAAUUUGCUGGCAAAGCACAACGGACUGAGAUUUGAGGGCCCAGGCGUCAAACGUCGGCCAUACUGUAGAAGCAAAACAGAAGAGAAACACAAGAAAAAGGAAACUUUAAAUUCGUGCCACACAUCCAUCCAGUUGACCAAAUGCAAGGCAAAACUGCGAAACAAAACAAAACAAAGCAAAGCAAGUGAAAUGAUGCUCAGGUUGUAACAAGUACAUUUGAAAUGAAACAAACGGUGAAUGGAGAUAUAUAAGGUUUUUUCUUAUGGAUUUUCGUUUUUCUUCUUCUUCAAUUUGUGUCAACACAGUUUGUAAAACUGUGAAAAAGAACCGCGAUUCCAGUCAUGGGUAAUCGGGUGCCCGAGAAGCGCGUGCCAGGAGACGUGAUUCUAGAGUUACUCUCCCGGUGAACCCAUCGCGGAAACAGGACACUGGCAAGUUAAACACAGCCGCCUGCGCAUAAAGAUAUAUAUACACACAUCGAUAACCAUUGAUACUGAUAACGUAUGUACCUAAAGCCACGCUGAAACAGACUAAACAUUUUCAAUACUUUAAGUUUAUACUUGUACGCCUAGUGGUAGUAGUAGUGGUAAGCAAACGAAUGAGACGGAACCCCUUCGCAGGAGAGAAUCCCCGGCAGGAACGAGCCCUAGAGUAUAGGAAUUGUGUUUGAAGAGUGGAAAAUUGAAACAUUAGUCUCUAGGAAUGCGUUAGUAUGUAAUCAUCUACUUUUGCUCGGUUUGCUCUACCAUUUUUAUACUUCCCUGUACUUGUUCUGUCCCUUCGGCAGAGAGAUCGAGGUCCCGUGCUUAGGGGGGCAGAAACAGAAACGGCCUUGCAAGGCUCUGCAUGAUGAAUCGAUAUUUUCUCUCCAUUUUAUCACUUUAUAAUACCUAUUUGAUAGUUGUUUAAGAACAUUGCAGAAUCAACAAUAUUACGCGUUUUCUUCGGACGCGAUUGAAAAACGGUGCGAUGGUCGUUCGUGGCGGCGCAAGUUGAGAGCGAGAGAAAAGGCCAUGGUUAAGAAACGGGUUCGUUAUGUGGUAUUGAUUGUUUCCGCUUAGAGUUUUUGUUCUCUGUGUCUGUUGCUUCAGUUUCAUUUUCUAUACCUUCCUAGCGGCCACCAUAUCCGUAAUGGCACAUCCAUCGCGUAUCGAGUGAAGUGGUUUUUUUACAUUGAAACGAAACAAUUAGGAUUUACAACUUAACGAAUGCAUGGAGGUACCGUUUGUUUGUUCUGGUUAUCUUAGGUACUGGUUCCGGGUGUAACGUUGACGGGUAUCCUGGAGGGAUCGGGACAAAACGGGGAAAGAAGACACCAAGAGUUACUACUACUUCCCGGGACCAGGGAUAUCGAAAAGUGUUAACGGACAGAUACGGAAGGGCAGAGCAGAGUUGGUAAGCUGGGUGCGGGAUCGUUCCCAUCAUAAGGUAGAAAGCGCGUCGUUGGUAGGAAAAUCAGAUGCAAUUUCUAUUCAUUCGUCCGUUUUGUUUGAACUCGUUUUGUAUCUGUUGUAGUAUUUUACAGUUUCGUUUUUACUUAAACCUUUUUUUGCACUUUCCGGACACCCUUGUUGUGGAAGCAAUAGUGCGGAAUGUGAAUGCCAUAGUUCUGUAAAUUACAGAGAGUCGAGGCAAGAAAGUGAACAAUCAAGAAAGAGAGAGAGAGAGAUCGAGAGAGCGUGAAGAGUGGCGAAGAAAAGCAAAAGGAGGAAGGCGAAAGACUACGCCAAUGGUCGUUGUGUCUUCUUUCACCGUGGUUAUACCCAAUUCCUGAUCGCCUGCUGCCAAACUGCAUUUACUGGGCGCCACUACGGUGGUCCGGGCUAGGUGGUCAUGGUGACACGGGUCAUCCCAAGAGAGACAGAUGUGAGAGGGUGUUCCGCCGCCGCAGACCAACGCCGCGCGGUGGUCCACGCACGCGUUCGUAGAGUGCAAUGCACAGGCACGGACUGUGCAAUUUCCGUACCGAUGUUUUUUGAACCCCUUUUGGAGAAAGCCACAGCAGUAAGCAGAGUAACUACAAAGCUGGUGAAAUAAUCUGUGAUUUUCGUUUAUAUAAUAAUACUGAGUGUUGUUACCUUCUAUUUUUGCUACUUUUACGGGAGCGUUUACUAUUUUGUUUUCAGCUAGAGGUUUGAAAUAUUUGAGGUGUUAUUUGUUUAAGAUUUUUCUUUUCUCCAAAUUACCAUUAUAUUACUCCCACGGGCGUGUGUAGCGUUUAACAUAUUUCCGACUUUCUCCUACGUUUGUCUAAAACAGUUAAAUUCAGCUUAUCUUUCAGUUUAAAACAUUAUUCGUUUUGAAAAUGGAAAGGAGAAUCGAUCGAGUAAAAGCGGAUGAUGGGUUCGGUUUUUCUUAGGUUAUAGCGAGCGAGCGAGCUAUCCGGUAGCGACACGAACUGCAGGUGAUAAUAAUGCUUCUUGCUAAUAAUCUACCCACCUUGUGGAGUUACGUUCCCAGUUUUUCUU
Molecule: messenger RNA, 6389 nt
Organism: Anopheles cruzii
Lineage: Eukaryota; Metazoa; Arthropoda; Insecta; Diptera; Culicidae
Gene: REPTOR
Product: protein CREBRF homolog
Exons: 7
Coding region: 211-3018 (935 amino acids)
Biological process (GO): regulation of transcription by RNA polymerase II; response to unfolded protein
Cellular component (GO): nucleus
Molecular function (GO): RNA polymerase II transcription regulatory region sequence-specific DNA binding; DNA-binding transcription factor activity, RNA polymerase II-specific
Source: RefSeq, a predicted model, not a curated record